AUGUUGGAAAAUUUAAAGUUUCCAGAUAAGACGGAGGAACAGUGGCUGGGUGUCUUUGGUGGAAAUAAGAAUUUCGAUGAAUCAUUCGAUUCUACAAGGGUUAUUGUUGAUCCUGCUGGGUAUGAUGGAACUCUCUCAACCCAACUUGGCAAUCGUAGUUUCACAAUUGAAGGUAUCUCGAGCGAUGCUGCAGAGUGGGGGGACCUAGUAGAUGAGUUGGGUAUGACUGUUGAAUCCAGUGAAGCUGACGCAGUUGAGUUAAAGGAACCAGAGCCAUUGAGAGUUGAAUUGAAAGAAGACAUUGGUGAAAAUGCAGCAUCUAGUGUCAACGCUGAUGGGAUGAAGGCAUCGGGUCCACUGCCUAUGCAAAGAUUCAUGCAAGCGACAAGUCGGCACUUUACAAAAUUUGCUCAACAGUUCCAACAACGUCACGAAUAUGCAUGCACGCAACUACCACCACGUCCCCAGCAAGCUCCAAGAGGACUCAAAGCGGAUGCUUUGAAACAACCUUUCCAAACAUUUGAGCAGAAAGUCCACAAUAAAUGUCUAUUGGCAAGUAGCAAUUUAGCACCCAAGUCAAGUUGGAGAAAGCAACUGGAUCAAAUAAUCAACCUUGAUUUUGAGGAGAGUGAUGGUUCUCAAGGUGUUGGAUCCGUGAGAUACUAUACUUGUCGAAAGUGCCAUACCCGCUAG
Molecule: messenger RNA, 693 nt
Organism: Lodderomyces theae
Lineage: Eukaryota; Fungi; Ascomycota; Pichiomycetes; Serinales; Debaryomycetaceae
Exons: 1
Coding region: 1-693 (230 amino acids)
Source: RefSeq, a predicted model, not a curated record